GGCUGUAGCCGGUCAUCGUAGUUAUUGUUUAGUAUUGUUUACAAAUAAACAUUGUUUGUUAUAUCGGCUCCACGUGGACGUGUGUGAGCUGGAAGACUUAGAAUUUUUCAAAGACACCGGCUAACUCAGUAGAACGUAUGCUAAAUCUCCCAGGUGCAGCAGUUUAGUACAUCAGUCGAGACAUGGAUUGGUACAACUUUUUGACGUCAUCGUCAUAUACGAGGAGUUCAUGGAGAACAACUGACGGGGAAGGCAAGCAGAACAUGCGAUGGAACAAACGGAAAGAAGUAGCUCUGACGAAGUCAAUCCUGGUUUGGGAUCUGGAAGACUACGAGAGAGGAGAGUUCAUGGUGAGGAAGAACAAAGUCAGAAUCCUCGUGUUUGGACUGAGUGGUCACGGGAAGACAUCCCUGUUGUCCAGCUUCACGACCGCCCUUAAAAAGAGGGUCGUACAUACGGGGCUUUGUGGGGAGAGAGAUGAAGGGGUCGACAAGGUGGUUAUCAAGCCUGCUAUGAAAAUAGAUAAACAAGAAGUGUUUUUCACGUUUGUCGACAUGCCGUGUUUGGAGGAUGAGACAGACCACGCGCUGGCUCACGGAGAAAAGAGGGACGAAGACACGCCCCUAAUUACAGAAGACUACCUCAAAGCCGCUAUGCAGGGAAACAUUGAAGACGGUGCAGUGCAACUCAAGGAGCACAAGGCACCACGGAAGAGGUCUGAAAACUACUACAACGUCCAGUCAUACACCAACAAGAUCUGCUGCGCCGUCGUCGUCAUCAAAUCCGGGCAACAACUCACUGAUGACAUCCGCAAACAACUCAACUUGGUAUUCCGCGCAGCCGCAGAUUCAAAAAUCCAGGUUCACAUUGUGUUGACAAACAUCGACGUGUCACAUCCCGAUCUGAAGUUUCCCACCUAUCUGAAGAAUGUCUUCUGGUCAAAGAAGAUUCAAAAGGACGUGCAAGACAUGUCGAAACAAUUGUGGGGAAUCGCAGAGAACUGUAUCCAUCCAGUGUUGACCUACACCAGCGAGACAGAGUCCAACACGGAGAUGAACGUUCUGUUAUUAUACACUCUCAGAAACAUCCUCAAUGAUGCUACCCAGCACGCAGAGACUCUCAUACAAGAUAGUCUGAAUCGAUGAUAUUCGUCAAUCAUCGGAUGUAUUCGGUUCUUUCCAACAUUAUAUAUGUCGGACCAAGUCCAAUACAGACAUGAUGUUUUUGCUGUUACACACUCUCAAAAACAUCCUCAAUGACGCCACUCAACACGCAGAGGCUCUCAUUCAACAAAGUCUGAGAUGUUAAUAAUCGUCAGUCAUCGGUUAUUUUCGGUUCUCCUCGUCAGUGGACUAGUGAAACUGAUCCUCACACGAAGAUUAAUGUUUUGUUGUUACACACUCUAAGAAACAUACUUAACGAGGCUACCAAGCUUUCUGAGACUCUCAUACAAAACAAAGACCGAGUCGUUGAUAUUCGUCAACCAUCGACUAUGUUCGGUUCUGGUCGUCAUUUUACGAGUCGGACAGAGUCCAUCACGGAGAUGGUGGAUCUGCUGUUACACACUCUCAGGAACAUACCCACAGACACUACUCAACAUGCAGAGAUUGUCAUACAACAAUGUCUUUUGUUAUUCUUUAUCGUCGGCUAUUUUCGGCUCUGUUUCGUAAGUGCGCGAGUCGGGCCGAGUCGAACAUAGAACAUUUUCUGAAACAUACUCAGUAACGAACUGAAGGCUGUCUUAUAAAAUAACACCUGAAUCGUUGAUAUUCGUCAACAAUCGGCUAUUGUCAUCUCUUUACGUAAGUGCAGGAGUCGGACCGAGUCCAAUACAAAGAUGAACGUUCUAGUUAUACAAACUCAGAAACAUACUCAACGACGCCACCUAGCAUGCAAAUACAUUCAUACAUGGCACAAGUCUGAAUCGUCUAUGUUCGUCAGUCAUCGGCUCUGUUCGCCAAUGCUUGAGUUAGUGUCCAAUACAUAGGUGAACUCGCUGCUGUUAUACACUCAAAUAAACUUAACGAGGCUACCUAGCAUGCAAACACUCAAACAUCAAUGUCCGAGUCAUUCUUUGCCGUCGAUCAUCGAUUAUGUUGAUUGUAUUUAAGGUCGACGACAGUCAUUUUUCGCACCCUUGUUUUAACUUUGUACACAAAUAAAAAAUAUCCAACAAUAA
Messenger RNA from Gigantopelta aegis, 2179 nucleotides. RefSeq lists its product as uncharacterized. The record is from RefSeq and is a predicted model, not a curated record. The transcript is spliced from 7 exons. Lineage: Eukaryota; Metazoa; Mollusca; Gastropoda; Neomphalida; Peltospiridae. The coding region runs from base 183 to 1145 and encodes 320 amino acids.